This is a messenger RNA of Clunio marinus, 1587 nucleotides long. The record is from the annotation of a GenBank genome assembly. NCBI's taxonomy places the organism in Eukaryota, Metazoa, Arthropoda, Insecta, Diptera, Chironomidae.
GUGUGAAAGAAAACAUUCAGUUGAGUGGAUCAGUUUUCAAUCGAGAAGCUUUCAUAAUUGAGCAAAAUUGAUUUAAUCAUUGUUAGAAAUUAAUUUUCAAAGAUAAUAAAAAAAAUUGUGUCCAAGUGAACCGAACUUUAAAUAUUAACAGUUAAAAAGGCAUCUUUUAAUAUUUACAGCUUAAAUAUAGUUAUAAAUACGUCAAUAAAAUAUAAAAUUGAUCAACGAAGCACUUCAACGAGAACAUUUUCAGUUUAAAAUGGAAUUGGAAGCUGAAAGAAUUUCACCAACAUUGAACUCGCGUUACUUAAAUACUUACAUUACAAAUCCUACGGAUAUUUAUCAUCAAAAUUAUCACUCACCACGUCAGAACACGCAAAGCUUUUAUUCGGCAUUGGAGACAGAUCGCAAUUACUUGAAGCGACAUUACUAUGUGAAAGAUGACGAAAAUGAUGAAAGGGAACGAAAAUAUGAAAAGCUCGUAGAUCAGCAGGUUUAUCCUCAUCCUUAUCAAACGAAUGAAAUUUAUGAUUCCUAUAACAAUAACACAAUGUAUCCUGAAGUUCCUCAGGAGCGUAGCGCCACAGACGAUAGCAACAGCAUAGUUUUGACAAAUAACAACAGUAACGACAAUUAUCCAAUAAAUUCUUCACCAACCACUUCAAUUGAAGAUACUUCUGAUAAAAUCACUGACAGUCCGAAAAGUGUUGCUAGUGGCAAGAAAACGAAAGGUCGAGUAAAGAUUAAAAUGGAAUAUAUUGAAAAUAAGCUGAGACGCUAUACAACUUUUUCUAAGAGAAAAACCGGGAUAAUGAAAAAGGCUUACGAGCUGUCAACUCUCACGGGAACGCAAGUAAUGUUACUUGUAGCUUCAGAAACUGGUCAUGUAUAUACUUUCGCCACAAGAAAGCUCCAGCCUAUGAUAACAUCAGAUGCGGGAAAACAAUUAAUUCAAACAUGUCUUAAUAGCCCGGAAAGUGGUGAAACUUCAAGCAACAAUCCUGUGGUUGUAAACGAACAGCGAAUGUCAGCAACAGGAUUUGAAGAAACCGAAUUGUCUUUUGAUAUUUGCAACGAAUUAAAUGAUCUUCCAGAAAAACAAAAAUUUUUAUUUCCUAUCGAUUUUGACUUGAGUGACUUUCUUUGAACUUUGUUAACGGAAGAAAACAAUUUGGAAUAUAUUUUAUAUCACUGAUGGUUUAAACAUCAUUAAGUGAAUAAUUUUAUCUUAAAAGUCUUAAGGAUGUGCCCUCAAUGACUAUAGAAGCCAGUAAUUAUUAAGGAAUUAUUCUUCUAAAUCCAUAUCGCUCCAUUAAAAGAGACACCGAAUUGGAUUGGAUAUUAUAACAUUUUAUUGAAUGAUUCCUUAAGGUAUGCAGCAGACACGAUUUAAUAAGAUGCGAGUUUUUCAAAAGGAUUGAGCAGCUAUUGGAAUUUUGGCUUCAAAUACGAAAUUGAAUAAUUUUAUUUUUUAAUUAUGAUUCCUGACACAAUUUAAAAGCACAAACAUACUUACAACAUAUUUAUUUGAUGGAAGGAAUAUUAUUGUAAAUAGAGAAGCAUAUUUCCACAAAUGUAAAUUCUAUG